UGGUCAACGGUUUAAAAUUGUGAAAAUGUUUUCGAUGGAUUCGUUCGACUUUGAGGCAGUGAUGAGCCGGCACCUAUUCGAGGGCCCGUCGGUACACCAGCAGCAACAGCCGUUGCACUUGCAGCACCCGGAUGGUGAUCACCAUUUACAUCACGCAAAUGCACAUCACCAUCAUCAUCAUCAGCAGUCGCAGCAGAACCAUCAUCAGCAGCACCAUCCGCAGCAUCAUCAACAGCAUCAGCAGCCGAGUCUUCAACAUCUGCAUCAGGCCAACAACGUAGACUCGACCACUUCGAACAGCUCGGACUUCUUCCUGGCCGACGACGAGAACACCACCGACAGUGAAUCGUACUGUGGCUUCAACAGCGACCAGGAGAACAAUGAUUCGAUCAAAGAUCUCUACGGAAACCGAACGUCGAAGUACCGGCGGCCCAAGUGCGCCUCACAGCAGGCUCAACAGCGCCAGGCGGCAAACUUACGAGAGCGCCGUCGGAUGCAGAGCAUCAACGAGGCGUUCGAGGGCUUACGGACCCACAUUCCGACCCUGCCGUACGAAAAGCGGCUCAGCAAGGUGGACACGCUGAAGCUGGCGAUCAGCUACAUUUCGUUUUUGGGUGAGAUGCUGCGCAAGGAUAAGAACGGCAAUGAGCCGGGCACGAACGGCGUCAAGCGCCAUCCGGUGAAGGAGCCACCGAAGAAGUUCAUCGUUCGCGGCGGCAGCGGCCAAACGCACUCCCUGUCCUGGCACCGGAAGGGCGACCGCAACGCGAACGGGCGCUACUUUGCGCGCAUUUGGCGCCCGGAAGAUCCGCGCAACAACCACCGGAACAUCGCUGCCGGAGGUCCUUCGACGUACGCGUCCAACGGUGUCUGUUGAGCAGACGAACCGACGCGACUCUCUAGUCAUAUACCGCUAGUCACACCGAAUG
Molecule: messenger RNA, 929 nt
Organism: Anopheles cruzii
Lineage: Eukaryota; Metazoa; Arthropoda; Insecta; Diptera; Culicidae
Gene: Fer1
Product: pancreas transcription factor 1 subunit alpha
Exons: 3
Coding region: 26-877 (283 amino acids)
Biological process (GO): regulation of transcription by RNA polymerase II; developmental process
Molecular function (GO): DNA-binding transcription factor activity, RNA polymerase II-specific; protein dimerization activity; RNA polymerase II transcription regulatory region sequence-specific DNA binding
Source: RefSeq, a predicted model, not a curated record